Durusdinium trenchii is the source of this 3398-nucleotide messenger RNA. Lineage: Eukaryota; Dinophyceae; Suessiales; Symbiodiniaceae. The record is from the annotation of a GenBank genome assembly.
AUCCUACCAGCGAUGCCCCCCAACCUAAUAGCCAUGGCCUCCAUCCGAUGGUCUCCAUUCUCCAACCGAAUAGCAACAAAACCAAAUUAUGCAGUUUGCAACGCUUUUCCCUGUUGGGGUGACGGUGACUAAGUGGUGCGACGAUGUGGCCCAAAAUUAGAAGAUUUGGGAAGGAAGCAUGCAGCAAGUUCAAAUGGUAGACACAUUAUUCGGCUUUUGUCAGUUUUUCCAUGGACAGUUGAUGCGUGAUUGCUUGAACGUGUCUUUUGCAGGCUUUCUGGGAUGAGGUCGGCACAGGUUGCUGUUUGCAGAGGACACAUGCACGUGAGGUUUGGCACCAGAGACACAGUAGUGCGUGACGGUGUCACGCCAUGAAAAAGACCUGUGUCGUGAAACUUGACAAGUCGGGCAACUCAGACUUGGGAAUGCACAUUGAUGCGUUGACGUUGGCAGUUUGCCUGGUUGAACAUGGCCUUGUUGCAGAUUGGAACGCUGUGAACCCUGGCUGUGCAAUUGAGCCUGGCGACCGGCUUGUGUCAGUCAAUGGGCUUUGCCAUCCUGAGCUUGUUUUAGAACAACUUUUUGGAGAACCAUCGCUUCGGAUUGUUGUUGAGAAGAGGGGCGGCUUUACCGGGGCCUUGGUGCCACAUUGCAAGUUUUCAGUGGAGCUCCGAAGAACAGCUUUGGAAGGUUUUGGUAUGGAUGUGAGCCCUGACACCAUGGAGGUGCUGAAUUUACAAGAUGAUGGAAAAGUAGCUCUUUGGAACCAGUGUCACCCAUUCCGAGCCAUCGUGAUUGGUGACAGGAUUGUGGAAGUCAACGGUGCCCACACUGCAAAGCAUGAUGUAUUUGUUAGCGAACUGAAUCUCGAGCUUGUUGUGGUCAGGGGAUCUAGCAUAGCCAUGUUUGGAACUUUUGGAGUCACACUGACAGUUGCCGGUAGGCUUGGUUUUGGUGUCAGCCCAACGAUGGAAGUUGACAAGCUGGAGCAGGCUGGAGCUGCUCAACAGUGGAACGUCUCAAAUCCCAUCAACAAGCUACGGUUGGGUGACAAACUGAUACAAGUAAACUCUAAAAUCAACCGUACAAAAAUGCUGUCAGAAUUGAAAGGUGGACGAGUCUUGAAACUGAUAGUGGCGCGAUCUGAAAGGCGAGUUGAUAGAAAUAGCUGUGCGCUCUUUACAUGGAAAGAGUGUCAAAGGGAAUGGCCGAAGGAUGCCGACCAACGCUGGAGCGCAAUGGCUUUGAUGAGUGGGGCAUCAACGCAGGCAACCAGCUCCAUGCUCGCUGCUUCACACAAAUUUGCCGUUGAGUUGACACGAACACAAGGAGAACAGUGGGGCUUUGAGGUGAGCGAGGACAUGCAAAUUAAAUGCGUCAAUGAUGCAAGUGUCCUUGCGAUAUGGAAUUGGUGGCAUGCUUCUCGUGCAGUCCUUCCAGGUGAUCAACUUGUUGAGUUGAAUGGGCUUUCUCAAAGCAAGGCAAUUCUGGACAUGUUAAAGGGAAGCAGUGCAAUCAAGAUGGUUUUGACUCGUCAUGGAGCCAUAGCAUCAACCUUUGGUGUCAAGCUAGCCAAGACCAUGGGUACAAAGCUGGGUGUCAAACUUAGUGAGGAUUUGGAAGUCCUUCGGAUUGAUGCUUUUGGGGCUGUUGCCUCAUGGAAUGUGUCCAACCCACUCCUCAGCAUCCAUCUUGGUGAUCGUAUCUUGCAAGCUGCCAAGUUGGUGAGCCCCGACAAAAUCUUUGCCAGUUUGCAGUCAGAAGGCGAGCUCGACUUGUUGGUCGGCAGGGUAGAGCGGCGCCUCGAUGCUUCAACCGGUGGAAUUUGCACAUACAAGGAGUGUCAAGCAGCUUAUCCUGAUGCAGAUUUGCGAUGGGCGAACAUGCAACGUGUGCCGGACACUCCUGAAGGCUUUCCAGCCACACAGUACGCAGCUGACACGGAUUGUCAUUUCCUCGCGUACGGGGCGCCGAAGGGUGAGAGCAGGGAUUUCUUGGCGAGUGAGUCCUUUUACAGGACCUUGGCGGACAGCCGUGUGCCGCAGCACAGCCCUGGCCGCUCCUUGGCACGCUUGGCAACACCUGCCGCGCUCCCGGAGACAGUCGCGACGCGAUCCUCUUUUUGCUGUCCAUGUUGCAAUCGCUUGUUCCAUGUGUUUCUGAAUGACGGAGUGUACCAAGCAGUGGCAGCGACGGGGGCUUUAGCUGGCAUUCAACUGAAACCUCAGCAGGAUUGGCUUCUUAAGGCGCAUGACCAAGUCUUCACCGCCACGUUGGAAGCUGCAUCGCUGGCCGCGGAGAUUGACCAACAGUCCUUGAAAAUCAAGUCGAUCCAGGAGAAGGGCAGCAUCACGUCGUGGAAUUUGCAGAAUCCAAGGUCUGCCAUUCUUGUGGACGACUUGAUCAUUGAAGCCAAUGGAUCCAGGAAUCAACUGUUCGAACGAAUAUGUGAUGCAACUGAGAUCAUACAGUUGGUUUUGGCGAGAAGUUUUUCUUCGGAAACCUAUGGGGUCAAGCUGGAGAAGCCAAGGGGCAAACUGGGCUGCCAACUUAGCCCAGAACUUCAGGUUCUACACUUGAAAGAAGGUCUCCUUUCAGAAUGGAAUGUGUCCCAUCCCGAUUCGCAGGUUUGCUGUGGGGAUCAGAUUGUGCAAGUGAAUAUGUCCGCUCAACUCCCUGCCAUGGAAGCAGAGCUCAGCAAGCUGGGCUCCAAGGACGACAUCAUGAUCAUCAUGAGGCGAGCUCGCCAGGGCACCGUGGCAGUUGCAUGAUUCAUGAUCAACAAGACUCGGCUGGAAGACCACUAGCAACAUUGUGCAACGAGAAAUCCCAGAUCUGAAACUGCAACUGAGUCAAGCUCAAGCAUUUGACCAAAAGAUUCAUUGAGCCCCACUGAGCCUGCGCCACCGAUGUGAAUUGAAGAUGAUGCAACGUCAUGCAGGGGAAAUUGAGAGAUUUACAAGAUUUCACAAGUGCACGUUCUGGACUCCUACACUCUCCAACACCCUUGUGUUUGUUUGAUCUUGUAGCACUGCGAGUGGAGUUUCAGCUGGAACCACGCUCUUGAUGUUUGUAUGAAAAAGGUCCGUGCAGCCUUUUAGCUGGGCCACGGAUGUGUGAUUUCUUCGCCCAGUCAUGCUACCUAUAUACCCCAAUCCUAAGUGGCUGAUAUCCAAAUCUAGAUGUAACCUUAGGCAGAAGAGCAUGGAAUUCUGGCCAGCCAGUACCAAGUUGAACUUCCCAAGAGUCUUUUCACAGUCUCCUUCUAAGGACCCAAUGUCUCAAAAUCAACUGGAUUAAGGUUGUAGUUUGGCGCUCUUCUUUGCUCCGAAUUCUGCUAGGCUCGCCUCGGAGCAUGACUCCAAUUACCCCUUUGCACAAGAAACAAGACAACUCCC